This is a messenger RNA of Penicillium oxalicum, 270 nucleotides long. RefSeq lists its product as uncharacterized. The record is from RefSeq and is a predicted model, not a curated record. The coding region runs from base 1 to 270 and encodes 89 amino acids. The transcript has 4 exons. NCBI's taxonomy places the organism in Eukaryota, Fungi, Ascomycota, Eurotiomycetes, Eurotiales, Aspergillaceae.
AUGCCGACCGAUAACAAGGGCGAGAAAUACACCUACAAGAACUCGGGCACCAAUAGUCAGGGUAACCACUACUGCAGCCGUGAUUAUAGCUCUGGUCAGAGUGGCUAUCACUAUUCCAACCAAGAUGGAUCCUACUACUACUCCAACCCGGACGGUAGCACUUAUUACAGUAAUGGUCUAGGUGAAGCGUGGUACACCCCUGCUGACUCGGACGUUUCAUACUACUACUCCAACGAGGGGUAUGAUGACAACGACGGCGGCAAUAACUAG